AUGGGUGAUAAUAUAGUUAUAAAUUUAAAUAAUGUUUCAAGGAGUUAUGGUAAUGUAAAAGUAAUUGAAAAAUUAAAUUUUACAAUCAAUAAAGGUACCAUAAAUUCAUUAAUUGGUUCGUCAGGUAGUGGAAAGACAACAAUUUUGAAAACAAUUUUAGGAAAACUAAAACAAGAUGAUGGAAUAGUUCAGGUUUUUGGAAAGGAACCAUGUGGAAAAGGUAGUGAAAUACCUGGUUCAUCAGUUGGCUAUGCACCUCAAGAUGUUUGUUUAUAUAAUGAAAUUACAAUUGAAGAAACUUUAUCAUUUUUUGCAUCUAUUCAUAGAAUGCCAAAAGAUGAAUAUAUUAAAAAAAGAGAUUCAUUAGUGGAAAUUUUAGAAUUACCAAGUCUAUCAAAAAUCAUAUCUGAAUUAAGCGGAGGUCAACAAAGAAGAGUUUCACUUGCAACUGCAUUAAUACAUUCUCCUAAAUUAUUGAUUUUAGAUGAACCAACAGUUGGAGUAUGUCCAUUGGUAUCUUCAAAAAUUUGGGAACAUUUAAUUUUUUUAACAAAAAAUUUUGGUGUUACAAUUAUAAUUACUACACAUUAUUUACAAGAAUGUAGGUCGUGUGAUAAUAUAUUUUUAUUAAGAAAUGGUAGAAUUCUUGAAAGUGGACCACCCAAUUAUUUACUUUCAAAAUAUGAAUGUUCAUUAUUAGAAGAUGUAUAUUAUAAACUAUGUAGAGGUGAUGAAGAAAUUUCUUUACAAUUAAUAGAUUCAAAAAACAAUGAAAAAAUUAAUAGAGAUAUCAAUACUUCAAUACCGCUUGAAUUUAUAUCAAAUGGUGCAAACAUUAAUAAUGAUGAUAUUUUAAUUUCAAAUACAAACAAGCCAAUAAUUAAAAAAGAUGCAAAAAUCUAUAAAGAGAGGUUGAGUGAUUUUAAAAAUAAAUUACAAAUUUGGUUUUCACACUCAAUAACAAUUUCUAUAAGAAAGUUAACUCAAAUGUAUAGAUUAAAAUUUCCUUUAGUUUUUGAAAUUAUUUCACCUUCACUUUUAAUAACAUUAUUUUUCUUAGCAAUAGGUAAUGUACCACAUGAUUUAAAAUUUGGUAUUAAAAAUAUAGAUAGUGGCAGUUUAUCAGGUGAUUUUAUAAAUGCUUUAUCAGAUGGAAAUAAUAUUUUCAAUUUUAUUCAAAUAAAUGAUACUUCAAAUGCAAUUCAAAUGAUAGAAUCUAGUGAUCUGUGGGGUUUAAUAGAUAUUCCUGUUAAUUUUACUAAUGGUAUGAUUAACAAAUUAUUUAACCCAUUAGAAAAAUCAUUUGAAAAUUCAGAGAUGGAAAUUUAUAUGGAUUUGUCAAAUUUUCAAAUGAAUUUAAUGGUUGAUGUUCAAUUUCAAAAAGCAUUUAAUAAAAUAGCUAAUGACUCUGGAAUAAAAUUAUUACCAACUAAUUUUCAUGCAGUUUAUGGUGACCAAAAUGCAAACUUCAAUUGGUUUUUAGCACCAGCAAUGAUUUGUAUUAUUACAUAUGUUCAUUGUAUGAAUUUCUUAUCAAUAACAUUUGUAAGGGAAAAGAAUGAUGGAACUAGAGAUAGAAUUUUAUUAUAUGGUGUUUCACCAGUUUCAAACGUGUUGGGUCACAUUUUAGCUCAUAUUCCAAUAUUAUUAGUUCAAUUUUCAAUUCAAUUGUUAAUUGCAGUUUUUGCAUUUGGUGUUCCAAUAAAAGGAAAUAUAGUUUUAAUAUAUCUUUUCUUUAUUUUAAUUAAUACAGUUGGUAUGUGUCAAGGUAUAUUAAUCAGCCUUAUUAGUAAAGCUGAGGUGGAUGCAGUUCAAUUAUGUUUAGCAAUUUUCAUUUGUUCUCUUUGUAUGGCUGGUAUCAUUUGGCCAACUGAAGCAAUUAUAACUUUUGGAUGGAUAUCAAAUUUGGUUCCAACAAAAUGGAGUGGUUUAGCAUUACGUGGUAUAAUGAUUAAAGAUUUACCAUUCUCGCAUCAACAUAUUUGGAAAUCAUUAAUUAUAAUCAUUUCAUAUAUAAUAGGAACAUUCUCUUUGAUUGUAAUAUCAACACCUAUUGGUGAUAGAAAUUUUAAUUUUAAAAAAUUGUUUAAAAGAAUAAAAAAAUAA
Molecule: messenger RNA, 2106 nt
Organism: Dictyostelium discoideum AX4
Lineage: Eukaryota; Evosea; Eumycetozoa; Dictyosteliales; Dictyosteliaceae
Gene: abcG23
Product: ABC transporter G family protein
Exons: 4
Coding region: 1-2106 (701 amino acids)
Biological process (GO): sorocarp development; transmembrane transport
Cellular component (GO): membrane
Molecular function (GO): ABC-type transporter activity; ATP hydrolysis activity; ATP binding
Source: RefSeq, a predicted model, not a curated record